Messenger RNA from Phytophthora infestans T30-4, 1170 nucleotides. RefSeq names its product serine/threonine-protein phosphatase PP1-gamma catalytic subunit. Gene Ontology annotation, molecular function: protein serine/threonine phosphatase activity. Gene Ontology annotation, cellular component: nucleus; cytoplasm. The record is from RefSeq and is a predicted model, not a curated record. NCBI's taxonomy places the organism in Eukaryota, Oomycota, Peronosporomycetes, Peronosporales, Peronosporaceae. The transcript has 3 exons. The coding region runs from base 40 to 1011 and encodes 323 amino acids.
CGAAGAAGGAAAGGCAGAGAAGCAAACGAAGGGAGAGCCAUGGCGUCGUCCGGACUAGAGCCCAUCGACGUGGACAGCAUCAUUGAGAAGCUGCUAAGUGUGCGCGGCGCGCGCCCCGGCAAGCAGGUGAAUCUCACGGAGACCGAGAUCCGCGGGCUGUGCCUUCACGCACGCGAGGUUUUUCUGGCGCAGCCCAUUCUGGUGGAGCUGGAGGCGCCCAUCAAAAUUUGCGGUGACAUCCACGGCCAGUACUACGAUCUGCUGCGUUUGUUCGAGUACGGCGGGUUCCCUCCGGACGCCAACUACCUGUUCCUCGGAGACUACGUGGACCGUGGCAAACAGAGUCUGGAGACCAUCUGCCUGCUGCUGGCUUACAAGAUCAAGUACCCAGAGAACUUCUUUAUCCUGCGUGGCAACCACGAGUGCGCGUCGAUUAACCGAAUUUACGGCUUCUAUGACGAGUGCAAGCGCCGCUACAACAUCAAGCUCUGGAAGACCUUCACCGACUGCUUUAACUGCCUGCCAGUGGCUGCUAUCGUGGAUGAGAAGAUCUUCUGCAUGCACGGCGGUCUGUCCCCCGAGCUGAGUCAGAUGGAACAGAUCAAGCGCUUCGUGCGCCCCACAGACGUCCCCGACACGGGUCUGCUCUGCGAUCUGCUGUGGUCCGACCCCGACAAGGACAUUAUGGGCUGGGGAGAGAACGACCGCGGCGUGUCGUUCACGUUCGGCCCGGACAUUGUGAGUCAGUUCCUCAAGCGUCACGACCUCGAUUUGAUCUGCAGAGCUCACCAGGUGGUGGAGGAUGGCUAUGAAUUCUUCGCCAAGCGCCAGCUGGUCACGUUGUUCUCCGCACCGAACUACUGCGGCGAGUUCGACAACGCCGGUGCGAUGAUGUCGGUCGACGAGACGCUCAUGUGCUCGUUCCAGAUCCUUAAGCCAGCCGAGAAGAAGCAGCGCUACGCUUACAACGGCCUUGGCACGCAACGUCCCGCGACGCCGCCCAGGAAGUAGGAGGAGUGCUCGAACAACGGGCGGACUCUCUGUCUGAUCUAAGCAGCGAGAGCCCCUUCGUUGGCCGGCCUGCAUAGUCAUUUUACCCCCGAUACAUGUGAUUUGAUUUUAUCGAUUUGAUAGCGAGCUCGUUUGAUUAAACAUGCACCACCUCCUUCC